CAGAGACGAGAAGAGAGGAGGGGAGGCCUCCUCCGCCGCCGCCAUCUUGGACCGGGCCCGGUCAGCUUCCGCGGAGCCAUCGGCAGACGCCGCGGCCUCCCUUGAGCCCCGACCCCCGUCGUCAGAACAACCCCGGGCCCACUCCCCCAGCCCCACUUCCGCUUCGCGCCGCUAUCGCGAUAGCGCCCGGGCCCGGGGCGCGAGAAAAAGGCGGCGGGCGCUCGCCUCCCCCGGCUAUCGCGAUACGCUCCUCAGCGGCGGCGCCAGCUCCUGUGCAGCGUCCGUCUCCAAGGGAGUAUGAAGAGAGUGCGUCUGUAGGGCCGGGAAGAUGGCGGACAAGCGCAAACUCCAAGGUGAGAUUGACCGCUGCCUCAAGAAGGUGUCCGAGGGCGUGGAGCAGUUUGAAGACAUCUGGCAGAAGCUCCACAACGCAGCCAACGCGAACCAGAAAGAAAAGUAUGAGGCCGACCUGAAGAAGGAGAUUAAGAAGCUGCAACGGCUAAGGGACCAGAUCAAGACAUGGGUGGCGUCCAACGAGAUCAAGGACAAGAGGCAGCUCAUAGACAACCGCAAGCUCAUCGAGACGCAAAUGGAGCGGUUCAAAGUUGUGGAACGAGAGACCAAAACCAAAGCUUAUAGCAAGGAGGGCCUGGGCCUGGCCCAGAAGGUGGACCCUGCCCAGAAGGAGAAGGAAGAGGUUGGCCAGUGGCUCACGAACACCAUUGACACCCUCAACAUGCAGGUGGACCAGUUUGAGAGUGAGGUGGAGUCCCUGUCCGUGCAGACGCGCAAGAAGAAGGGCGACAAGGAUCAGAAGCAGGACCGGAUCGAGGGCUUGAAGCGGCACAUCGAGAAGCACCGCUACCACGUGCGCAUGCUGGAGACCAUCCUGCGCAUGCUGGACAACGACUCCAUCCUCGUGGACGCCAUCCGCAAGAUCAAGGACGACGUGGAGUACUACGUCGACUCGUCCCAGGACCCCGACUUCGAGGAGAACGAGUUCCUGUACGACGACCUGGACCUCGAGGACAUUCCACAGGCGCUGGUCGCCACCUCCCCCCCCAGCCACAGCCACAUGGAGGAUGAGAUCUUCAACCAGUCCAGCAGCACGCCCACCUCGACCACCUCCAGCUCGCCCAUCCCGCCCAGCCCGGCCAACUGCACCACGGAGAACUCGGAAGACGAUAAGAAGAGGGGACGCUCGACAGAUAGUGAAGUGAGCCAGUCUCCAGCCAAAAACGGCUCCAAGCCUGUCCACAGCAACCAGCAUCCUCAGUCCCCGGCUGUGCCGCCCACCUACUCCUCCGGGCCCCCGCCUGCUGCUUCUGCCUUGACCGCUGCCCCUGGCAACAACGGGGCCCCCACCCCAGCAGCACCUGCAAGUGCCCUGGGUCCCAAGGCCAGUCCAGCUCCCAGCCACAACUCGGGUACUCCCGCCCCCUAUGCCCAGGCAGUGGCCCCCUCGGCCCCCAGCGGGCCCAGCUCCGCCCAGCCCCGGCCCCCCAGUGUGCAGCCGAGCGGGGGAGGCGGCGGUGGCGGCAGCAGCGGCAGCAAUAGCAGUGCCGGUGGAGGCUCUGGGAAGCAGAACGGCGCCACCAGUUAUAGCUCAGUCGUGGCAGACAGCCCAGCAGAGGUGGCCCUGAGCAGCAGCGGGGGCAGCAGUGCCAGCAGCCAGGCCCUGGGCGCCCCCUCGGGCCCCCACAACCCACCGCCCAGCACCUCGAAGGAGCCCAGUGCAGCAGCCCCAGCAGGUGCUGGGGGCGUGGCCCCAGGCUCAGGGAACACCUCGGGGGGACCCAGCCUCCUGGUGCCACUGCCUGUGAACCCCCCCAGCUCCCCGACGCCCAGCUUCAGUGAGGCCAAGGCAGCCAGUGCGCUGCUCAAUGGGCCCCCGCAGUUCACCACCGCCCCGGAAAUCAAGGCCCCCGAGCCUCUGAGCUCCUUGAAGUCCAUGGCGGAGCGGGCGGCCAUCAGCUCUGGCAUCGAGGACCCUGUGCCGACGCUGCACCUGACCGAGCGAGACAUCAUCCUGAGCAGCACGUCGGCGCCUCCAGCCUCGGCCCAGCCGCCCCUGCAGCUGUCGGAGGUGAACAUACCGCUGUCGCUGGGCGUGUGUCCCCUGGGGCCUGUGCCCCUCACCAAGGAGCAGCUCUACCAGCAAGCCAUGGAGGAGGCCGCCUGGCACCACAUGCCCCACCCCUCCGACUCGGAGCGCAUCCGGCAGUACCUCCCCAGGAACCCCUGCCCGACGCCCCCCUACCACCACCAGAUGCCGCCCCCACACUCAGACACCGUGGAGUUCUACCAGCGCCUGUCCACAGAGACGCUCUUCUUCAUCUUCUACUACCUGGAGGGCACUAAGGCGCAGUACCUGGCAGCCAAGGCCCUGAAGAAGCAGUCGUGGCGAUUCCACACCAAGUACAUGAUGUGGUUCCAGAGGCACGAGGAGCCCAAGACCAUCACCGACGAGUUUGAGCAGCACCCAGCAGAGCAGGGGCUCGGCAGACCCUCCGUGGGGAGCUGCUUAAAAUGGCCUUCUCGCGUUUUAAUCGUUCACUGACUGGAAACACCCGCCUCUCCCGCACCCUGGAGCCGGCUCCUGGGGGGGACCGUGGGCACAUCCCCUGAACCCGUCUCGCCGUCCCUCCCUGUAAGCCUCGUGGGUGUCAGGACCCGCUGCGCCGCUGUUAUGAGGAUUAAAUGAGUUGACAACGUCUAAGUGGCAGUGGUGCCUGCUCCGUGCCCGGCGUCAUGGGCGUCCGUGGUCCAGCUGCUGAGUUGCUGCGCUCCCGUGGUGUCCCCCCGGCGCCACCUCGUGGUGGUGCCGUGUUAGGUCCUCGACUGGCCUACUUGUGCCGCCCUGGUAGCCACUCGGGCCGUUCCAGGGCCUCCCGCCGAGCCACAUCACGCCGUCACCCAGAACAUGCCUGUCCCUGCUCACGGCUCAGCUCAGGCUCCGAGCCGAGCCAUCCGUCCCAGAGCAGUGGUGGCACCUGUGCCUCGAGGCCUCUCGUCCCAGCCAGCGGCCCUGAGGACAGUCCCCUGGCUGCUGGCCCGGCCCACUC
This is a messenger RNA of Oryctolagus cuniculus (rabbit), 3065 nucleotides long. It is a transcript of the gene CNOT3, whose product is annotated as CCR4-NOT transcription complex subunit 3. Gene Ontology annotation, cellular component: nucleus; CCR4-NOT core complex. Gene Ontology annotation, biological process: regulation of DNA-templated transcription. Lineage: Eukaryota; Metazoa; Chordata; Mammalia; Lagomorpha; Leporidae. The record is from RefSeq and is a predicted model, not a curated record.